AUGGUAUACAGAUAUCCCAUACCGAUAUUUGGUGGUUUCGUGCAGUAUCAAACCAAGUAUGUAACCGACGAAGCGAGUAUGCAGGAGGUGUUUUCAAUGUAUUUUGAAACUCGCGGUCAGAUAUCGGUGAUAGAGUUGUACAUCGAAUUCGAACAAUCUGAAGCGGACCGAAAUAUUGAAGGGGAAGAAUAUGAUAGUGACAGUGAGGAAGAGUUUGAAAGCAAUUACGAAGCUGUUGCUCCAGACGGAGAAGAAGAUCAAGGUGACGGGGUGGUGGCUCCAAAUGUGGGAGACGUUGCAAAUGCACUCGCAAACGAAGAUCUGUUUGAGGAGCCGUCCUUCAUGCGGGUUCUGGACUUGGAAGCCAUGCAUGCGCCGGAGUUUCCGGAAUAUAUGAGUGCUGAAAUUCCUAUGGUCGCAGAUGGUGAAUUUGCAAUCGGAAUGGAAUUCAGUUCUAAGGAAGCUGUUAUGAUGGCGGUGAAAGAUUAUACCAUCCGAAGAGGCGUAGACUACCGUGUGUAUGAGUCGGAGCCGUUGACCUUCUAUGCGAAGUGUACACAGUAUGGAUUAGGGUGUGAUUGGCUUAUCAGGGUUAGCAUGAUCAGCAGAAAGUAUUGUUGGGUUAUAAGAAGGUACAACGGUUCUCACACUUGUACUAGAGCCACUAUUUCUCAGGAUCAUUCGAAACUGGAUUCGAACACAAUUGCAGAAGCAAUAAAGCCGUUGGUUGAGGCUGACCCGUCGAUAAAGGUGAAAUCAGUUAUUGUGAAAGUGCAGUCGAAGUUCAAUUACACCAUCAGCUAUCGGAAAGCAUGGUUGGUGAAGCAAAAAGCAGUGGAAAAAAUAUUUGGAGGUUGGGAAGCAUCAUAUGAAGCUUUGCCUAUAUGGUUUGAGGCCAUGUGUAACAAGAAGCCAUCAGCAAUCGUCCAUUUCGAGACUAUGUCUGCAUAUCAAGGUGAUGAGGAAGUAACUGAUAUUCGGGAUGGUAACAAUAAUAUCGUCCCUAUUGCGUUUGCAAUUGUGGAGGGGGAGACUUCUGAUGCAUGUCACUUUUUCCUUAGUAACCUGCGACAACAUGUUGUGACUCGGGAUGGUGUGGGACUGAUUUCUGACAGGCACGAAUCCAUCAAUGCAGCUGUGGCCCGGAGCAACGGAGCUUGGUCGCCCCCGAGAGCACUCCACAUGUUUUGCAUCAGGCAUAUAGAGUCGAACUUUUUGAGAAAGUUCAAGGCACCGUACCUGCAAAAACUUGUGGUCAAUAUAGGUUAUUCGAGGAUGGUGCGCGAGUACGAAGUGCGCUACCAGCGUUUACGUGAACGGGGCGAGGCUUAUACAAACUGGCUUAACCGAAUCCCACACGAACAGUACGCGUUGGCGUUUGACGGUGGCUACCGCUGGGGUCACAUGACGACAAACCUAGUGGAAUGCAUCAACUUAGUGUUGAAGGGUGCAUGCAAUCUUCCUAUAACUGCAAUUGUCAAAGCCACAUUCUACAGGCUUAACGAGUUGUUCACUAGAAAAAGAACCGAGGCGGAGUCGCGGAUAACAGCUGGACAAGGUUUUUAUGAGGUUGUCACGUCAAAAUUGAAUGCAAAUCAACUUGCAUCAUCAAAAAUCCAGGUUAAUUGCUUCGACAGGAUGAAUGAGGUCUUUGAGGUUCGUGAGAUGCCAGGUGGAACUGAGUAUGCCGUCGACCUCCGUCGACAACGAUGUGACUGUGGUGAGUUCCAGGUGGAUCGGAUUCCCUGUCGACAUGUUUUUGCAUGUUGUGCGAAUCAGCAACUGGAUUGGCGAGUGUAUGUCCACGAAGUUUACAAGAUGGACCAAGUUCGGAAGGUUUACCGAGCUAGGUUUCGGCCACUGGGGAAUCCCACAACGUGGCCUGUGUACAGCAGCCCUCGAUUUGUCCCGAAUCCGAACCUGAGACGGGUGACGAAAGGUCGCCCGAGGAUGACACAUUUCUUGAACGAAAUGGACACACGAAUGUUACGUGCUCCUAGGCGUUGUAGGCAAUGUGGAGCCGAAGGACAGCCGAAGUAG
Molecule: messenger RNA, 2040 nt
Organism: Arachis duranensis
Lineage: Eukaryota; Viridiplantae; Streptophyta; Magnoliopsida; Fabales; Fabaceae
Exons: 4
Coding region: 1-2040 (679 amino acids)
Molecular function (GO): zinc ion binding
Source: RefSeq, a predicted model, not a curated record